ACUGAGAAGUAGAUUUCCAUUACGCCCGCGUAUGAACAGUGAAAAGUAGCUGUUGUUGUAGUUAUUGGAACCAUAUGGAGUCUUCUUUAAUGCUGACUGAGAAAUAUGAUUCCAAUCGAAUAAUAUUUAUGGAAACUAUGGAGUAGUAUAGCAGCAGCAGUUGCCGCCUUCGUCGCCGACAAUGUGUAACAUGAACUAGUUCUGCAUGGCUCCAAAUGGUUCCAGUAACAACACACGCACGCACGCACUCACAUGUAUAUGUGUGAAUGGGGAAGUCGGAGAUUGAAUACUACGCCAUGUUGGCCAAAACUGAAGUCCAGCACUACAGUGGAACCAACAUUGAGUUGGGCACCGCCUGCGGUAAAUACUUCCGUGUGUGCACCAUGUCCAUUACCGAUCCUGGAGAUUCGGACAUCAUCCGCUCAUUGCCCGACAAUUAAAAGAGGAGUGUUUUAUUCUUUAAAGCCAACAGACAUUUAUUUAAAUAAAACUCUUUGAAAUUGUAUA
Messenger RNA from Drosophila arizonae, 507 nucleotides. RefSeq names its product ribosomal protein L30 (gene RpL30). The record is from RefSeq and is a predicted model, not a curated record. Gene Ontology annotation, cellular component: cytosolic large ribosomal subunit. NCBI's taxonomy places the organism in Eukaryota, Metazoa, Arthropoda, Insecta, Diptera, Drosophilidae. Gene Ontology annotation, molecular function: structural constituent of ribosome; RNA binding.